Messenger RNA from Colletotrichum acutatum, 4006 nucleotides. RefSeq names its product ANTH domain-containing protein. Gene Ontology annotation, cellular component: actin cortical patch; clathrin-coated vesicle. Gene Ontology annotation, biological process: actin filament organization; endocytosis; clathrin coat assembly. NCBI's taxonomy places the organism in Eukaryota, Fungi, Ascomycota, Sordariomycetes, Glomerellales, Glomerellaceae. Bases 391 to 3543 code for a protein of 1050 amino acids. The record is from RefSeq and is a predicted model, not a curated record. Gene Ontology annotation, molecular function: clathrin light chain binding; clathrin-cargo adaptor activity; phosphatidylinositol-3,5-bisphosphate binding. The transcript has 5 exons.
AGAUUUCAUGCCCAACCUAAACCAAGUGGAGGAUCGCAACGACGACGGCUUGGCGCAAUCCCCGGAGCUUGCGCAUGUUGUAGAACCCAGCCACACUCGAGCUGCUUUAGACAUCUUGGGAGCUUGGUCAACGCUGACGACUCUUUCCCGCCUCUCCCACUUGGCACGGAAGUCGCUCAUGAUUUCUUCUUUCCCUCCAACUCCUGCGAAUUCUUUCCCUCCGGAUCUUUCACUGGACUUCACUGCGACUUUUGGGCAGCAUUGCGUGCACGUGGAGCUAUCUCCUUAAACCGUCGGGAGACGUCAUUUCUCGAACCAUCCGAAACCCCCAUUAAGCGCUCUUCACCUCCGACCACCACCAACGACCCCGCGCGCGAGGAAACGCCCAUCAUGGCUGCCGUGCCCGAUACCAGACAUACCAAGACCGACCAGGAGUUGGCGAUCAACAUCAAGAAGGCCACGAACCCCGACGAGACGGCGCCGAAGCGGAAACAUGUGCGCAGCUGCAUUGUGUACACAUGGGACCACCGGUCUUCCCAGGCCUUCUGGGCCGGGAUGAAGGUCCAACCCAUUCUUGCCGACGAAGUCCAGACUUUCAAAGCUCUGAUUACGGUCCAUAAAGUCCUCCAAGAAGGGCACCCGAACACGCUGAGGGAGGCCAUGGCGCAGAGAGGUUGGAUCGACAGCUUGAACCGCGGCAUGGGCGGAGAGGGAGUGCGCGGAUACAGCCCUCUGAUCCGGGAAUACGUUUACUACCUCUUGGCGAAGCUUUCUUUUCACCAGCAGCAUCCCGAGUUCAACGGCACCUUCGAAUACGAGGAGUAUCUCAGUUUAAAGGCCAUCAACGAUCCCAACGAGGGGUACGAGACAAUCACAGAUUUGAUGACACUGCAAGAUAAGAUUGAGCAGUUCCAGAAGUUGAUCUUCUCACACUUCCGUCACGUUGGAAACAAUGAGUGUCGCAUUUCCUCUCUUGUGCCCCUCGUGCAGGAGAGCUACGGUAUUUACAAGUUUAUCACAAGCAUGCUUCGCGCCAUGCACUCGACCACCGGCGACGUCGAGGCGCUUUCGCCCCUACGAGAACGAUACGACGCCCAACAUUACCGUCUCGUCAAGUUCUACUACGAGUGCUCGAACCUGCGCUAUCUGACCAGCUUGAUCACGAUCCCAAAGCUGCCACAAGACCCUCCCAACCUGUUGGCGGAGGACGACGAGGCACCUGCACUUCCGGCGCGCCCGAAGCAGGAAAUUGAGAGGCGCCCCACUCCACCCCCUGAACCGAAAUCACAGGAGCCAGAUGAUAUUUCCGAAUUCUGGAAGAACGAGCUGGAGCGCCAGAACCGAGAGUACGAAGAGCAGCAGAGAGUCCUCGAGGAACAACAGCGUCAGCAGAUGUUGAUGCAGCAACAGGCGCAGCAGCAGGCGCAACGGGACUUUGAGGAGCAGCAGCGGCAGUUGGCGGAGCAGCAGCGCAGGGAGCAGGAGGCCCUGAUGCAACAACAAAUGCAGUAUCAGACCCAGGGUCGGCUUGCAGAGUUGGAACAGGAGAACUUCAAUGCGAGAGCCCAGUAUGAGCGUGACCAGCUUAUGCUCCAGCAAUACGACCAGAGAGUCAAGGGUCUGGAGAAUGAGCUUGCACAGAUCCAGGGACAUUACGGCCAGCAAAUCACGAGCAAAGAUGAGCAAAUCAGAGCUCUACAGGAGCAGGUCAACACGUGGCGGACGAAGUAUGAAGCGCUCGCAAAGCUGUACUCCCAGCUUCGCCACGAGCACUUGGAUCUGCUCCAAAAGUUCAAGUCUGUGCAGCUCAAGGCUGCCUCAGCUCAGGAGGCCAUUGAGCGGCGAGAGAAGCUUGAACGCGAGAUCAAGACGAAGAACCUCGAGCUCGCUGAUAUGAUCAGAGAGAGGGACCGCGCGCUCCAUGACAAGGACCGUCUGCAGGGCGCCAACAAGGAUGAGCUCGAAAAGCUUAAGCGAGAGCUCCGCAUGGCCCUGGAUCGUGCCGACAACAUCGAGAGAAGCAAAGGAAACGAGCUCUCAACAAUGUUGUCUAAGUACAACCGUGAGAUGGCCGAUCUCGAGGAGGCCCUGCGACUCAAGUCUCGCGCUCUGGACGACGCCCAGGCCAAGAUCAGGAAUGGAGACUCUGACCUUGAGCAGCUUCUUCGCGACAAGGAGGAGGAGCUGGAAGUCUACAAGGCUGGCAUGGAUCAGACACUUAUCGAGCUCAACGAGCUGAAGUUGAACCAAGGCGAUACCGACACCGUUAUCGACGGACAGAUUGAUGCCUUGAUCAUGGCCAACCUGGACAAGAUCAACGACAUCAUCGACUCUGUGUUGCAAUCCGGUGUGCAGAGAGUAGAUGAUGCGCUUUACGAGUUGGAUUCAACGAUGCAGGCCGGAAACCAGAACGCGUCGCCAUCCUACGUGCUCUCGCAGAUUGAGAAGGCCUCGUCCAGCGCCAUGGAGUUUGCUACGGCAUUCAAUAACUUCAUCGCCGACGGGCCCAAUGCGACACACGCCGAGCUUAUCAAGGCCAUCAACGUCUUUGCUGGUGCUCUUGCGGAUGUCUGCAGCAACGCCAAGGGUAUCACCCGUCUUGCAACCGAUGAGAAGAAGAGCGAUGCUCUGAUGAAUGGCACCCGGCAGUCCGCUGCUUCUACCGUCAAGUUCUUCCGUGGCCUUCAGAGCUUCCGCCUGGAGGGCAUGGACCCCAUCCAGAAGACGGACGUCGUCAUCAACAGCAACAACGAGGUGCAGAUGAACCUUCAGAAGCUGAACAAGCUCGUCGAGACGUUCGCGCCCAACACUGGCAAGCUCGCGGGCAAGGGCGACUUGGGCGACAUUGUCGAUUCCGAACUCAGCAAGGCGGCCGAUGCCAUUGCGGCCGCUGCUGCUCGCCUCGCCAAGCUGAAGAACAAGCCUCGCGAAGGGUAUUCUUCCUACGAGCUCAAGGUGCACGACGGCAUUCUCGAUGCCGCCAUGGCCAUUACCAACGCCAUUGCGCAGCUGAUCAAGGCCGCCACGGUAACGCAGCAGGAGAUUGUCCAGGCAGGCCGAGGCUCGUCCUCGAGAACUGCCUUCUACAAGAAGAACAACAGAUGGACCGAGGGUCUCAUUUCAGCCGCCAAGGCCGUGGCGUCCUCCACCAACACCCUGAUCGAGACCGCAGACGGCGUCUUGUCAAACCGCAACAGCCCCGAGCAGCUCAUUGUGGCAUCCAACGAUGUGGCAGCCUCCACGGCUCAGCUCGUUGCCGCCAGCAGAGUCAAGGCUGGCUUCAUGUCCAAGAGCCAAGAGAACCUCGAGCAGGCCAGCAAGGCUGUGGGUGCUGCAUGCAGGGCGCUCGUGCGCCAGGUGCAGAACAUGAUCAAGGACCGCAACGCGGAGGACGAGGCGGUCGACUACUCCAAGCUCGGCGCCCACGAGUUCAAGGUCCGGGAGAUGGAGCAACAGGUCGAGAUUCUGCAGUUGGAGAACUCCCUCUCGGCCGCAAGACACAGGCUAGGAGAGAUGCGCAAGAUCUCUUACCAGGAGGACUAAGGGGUUGCGACCACGACGACGUGAGCCAUAGUAGAGGCAGUCGUUUUUUUUUUACAUUCCGCGGCCCGGAGUUGGACUCCGAAGGGAGAGAGAAGGAGAGCGAAUCUUUUGUGGAUUGCGGGGUCGCCCUCUUCUCCCAGUUCUAUCUGGAAUCAUCAUACCUCGGUGUACUUCGGUCGUUUCUUCUUCGCAAAAGGACGGGAGGGGAGGUGUUUGUUUAUUAUUUGAACAUGCUUCUUCAUUGAGGAUCUGUAUCUCCCCCAUUCUCGGUAGAUUAUUCCGGAGUGGGGCGAAGAUCUCUUCUCGUGUGAGGUGAUGGGAGUAUAGGUCAUCUGUUUGAUACAAAUUUUUUGUUGAACCUACCUAUCUUGUGCCAGCUGUGUUGAAUCUGCUUGAGCGUUUACCCAGGGCGGGACGACUAGCAGAUGUGAUGAUGUUCUGAGGAAACUCCACGGUACAUUCA